AUGGACUCGGACGACGACUCUUUAACUCUUUCAUCUCAUGCUUUAUCUGCUCUAGCUGAGUUCAGGAGAGAAGAGAAAGAAAAAGUCGAGCAGCUCGAAAAGUUAUAUAAAGAAGCUGAUGAAAACUUUAAAAGUACUAAGAAAAAGAUUUCAAUAGAUGCAUUCCAGGAAGAUUGGCAACUUUCUCAGUUUUGGUAUAGCGAUGAAACCGCAGCUAAACUUGGAAGAGCCCUCUUGGAAGGUGCUGACGAAGAUACUGUGAUAGUGGUUGCAAGUGCACCCUCAGUAUAUGCAGCCAUCAAAAACUUUUCUGAAAGUACAAUACCCACUAAACAUAUAUAUUUGUUAGAAUACGACAAGAGAUUUGAAAUUCUAGCAGGAUCUUCUCAUUUCAGGUUUUAUGACUAUACUAAGCCGAAAGACAUCCCAAAUGAGCUUCGCCAUAAAUGCCAUAGACUUCUCAUAGACCCCCCUUUCCUAGAGGAGACUUGUCAACGCAAUUCGGCAAUUGCUGCUAGGGAGCUACUCACUAUUGAAAAAACGAGCGUAACAGCAAAAGGCGACAGAAAAUACAAGCUUAUUUCUUCCACUGGUGAGAGAAUGAAGAAUUUGAUCGAGAAAGAGUACCCUGAAACUAGAAUGACAGAUUUCAUUCCUGAGCAUAAAAAUGGAUUAAGUAAUGAGUUCAGGUGCUACGCUAGCUUUGAAUGUAGCGAAUGGAAGUUCUCCAAGUAA
Priceomyces carsonii is the source of this 735-nucleotide messenger RNA. Its product is annotated as protein-lysine N-methyltransferase. Gene Ontology annotation, molecular function: protein-lysine N-methyltransferase activity. Lineage: Eukaryota; Fungi; Ascomycota; Pichiomycetes; Serinales; Debaryomycetaceae. The record is from RefSeq and is a predicted model, not a curated record. The transcript has a single exon. Bases 1 to 735 code for a protein of 244 amino acids.